UUCCGUGUGACAGCUGUCAUUCGUGUCGAAGAUUUUGGAAAUAGAUGUUGUGCUUUCGGAUGAGUUAAUUUGUUCAUCAAAUGCUAGUAGUAAACGGCAUUGGCCACCUGCAUCCUUUAUCAGUGCAUGUUUUAGCUACAGCAAGUGCAGCCGCUGCCCAAUAACGCACACACACCGCACAAAAUAGCUACGCGUCAAAUUACGGUGGUGAAAUGUUCCUCGUCGCCCUGACCGGCGGUAUCGCCUCUGGAAAGAGCACCGUAACGAAGAUAUUCCGUGACAACGGUGUGCCGGUCAUCGAUGCAGACGCUAUAGCACGCCAAGUUGUUGAGCCGGGCCGACCAGCAUGGCACAAAAUUAAGGCCACGUUCGGUGAGGAAAUCUUCCACGCAGAGAGCGGAGAGCUCAAUCGGGAAGCACUGGGACGCAUUAUAUUCGAUGAUGUAGAAAAGCGGCGACUGUUGAACGAAAUCACGCAUCCCGAGAUUCAUCGGACCAUUUACCGGGAGGUGAUCAAAUGUUUCUUUCUCGGGCACAGUUUCGUCGUGCUCGAUCUUCCGCUGCUGUUCGAAAUACGAGUUAUGCUGAACUACAUUCAUAAGAUCAUUACCGUCACAUGCGAGGAAGACAUUCAAGUCACACGGCUGAUGGACCGCAGCCAGUACACGGAGGCAGAGGCAAAAAAGCGCAUCAAGGCACAGAUGCCACUAGAGCUCAAGUGCGAACAAUCACACUUUGUCAUCGAGAACUCAGGCACACUGCGGGACACUGAGGAGCAAACGCUCAAAAUUCUUGCCAUUCUGCAGGACAGCAACCAGCACUGGAAAAUCCGGGGUGUCAUCUUUGCUACGGCGGCCCUGCUCGUUUCUAGCAUUGCCUGGUUGCUGAACUACAAGUACAAGUGGUUUAGCUCCAACUAGUCGCAAUUGCAUUCUUUACCGGGCGAUCGGGUCGGCUCUUUUUAGGGUUGCGUGUCUGGGGGUUUGUUUCAUACUAAGUGAACACUUCCUUUUUCCCUGUUUUGUCCCACCAUUUGUCGUUAUUGUUGUGUCCUUUUAUCUAUUGACGCGUUGUUGAUCGUUUCCGUUUUUUUUGGUGUGUUUUUCUGUAUCACAAACAUCACAUUUAUACGCGGUUCUCCUUGGACGCGUCGAGUAUAUAAGCAGCGCCUGCAGAUGUACAGAACUUCGACAAAUUCGAAUAGAAUAGUACGCGCGCGUGCGUAUGUCUUCCCUAAGAAGAUAAAGACAAAAUGGCAUUUGCUAAUCGAAUAGUAGUGAAGAACUGCAAUCAAUUGUGUUCGUGUGCACGGGUACGUGGUGUGGUGUUGUGUGGUGUCAUGCGUGUGUGCAAUGCAAGCUAAUGCAAAAAAGCACGCUUUUCCUUUUUGUAUCGGUCUGACGAUGAUGAUAAAAAAUAUAAGAAAAGCAAAAAGUGUGGAAGAUUAAAGGUGGAA
Molecule: messenger RNA, 1456 nt
Organism: Anopheles stephensi (Asian malaria mosquito)
Lineage: Eukaryota; Metazoa; Arthropoda; Insecta; Diptera; Culicidae
Gene: Dpck
Product: dephospho-CoA kinase domain-containing protein
Exons: 5
Coding region: 213-920 (235 amino acids)
Biological process (GO): coenzyme A biosynthetic process
Molecular function (GO): dephospho-CoA kinase activity; ATP binding
Source: RefSeq, a predicted model, not a curated record